AUGAGCAAAGCGGAAACGAAAUUUUAUACGGUACAGAAUGAAGAAUUGGAAUAUGUGGUAGUUUCUUCAAAAGAAUGGCAAUUUUUAAAUAAGAUUAAACCAAAAGAAGGAGAAUAUUUCAAAACUCCGUAAGUUUUUGUUAAAUUUAUGUUAUUUUAGGCUUAUAAAAAGUGUGUUUUACGACUAAAAGAUGUUUUGGGUUUAAGAAAAAGUGUUUUAGGCUUAGGAAAGAGGUUAGGCUUGGAAAGGAUACAUUUUAGGCUUAUAAAAAGAGUUUUAGGCUUAUGAAAAGUAACUUAAGGCAUAUGAAAGGUCUUAGGCUUAUAAAAAGAAAUUUUAGGCUUAGAAGAGGUUUUAGGCUUAAAAAGAAGUUGUUAGACCUAGGAGAGGUCUUAGGCUUAAAAAAAUAAAUUUUAGGCUUACAAGGGAAUGUUACAAACUGUCCAUUCGUUUUUUAAAAAUGAAUGGUACUAUGUGAAAGAGCGUAAAAAGUUGACUAGAAAUCAAUUUUCAAAAACUGCCAAAUUCGCCUUACAAGCCCGCUAGCGAGCUUUUUAAAUUUUCCUUAUUAAAAUGGUUUUUUUUACGUCCGCUUUUUUUUGAAUACUUUCGAAGGGAGGAAUCAAGUGUGCUCGAUUGGCCAAGUGGUCAAAGGCGCUGUGAUUGCGCAAUCAUGCGUGUCCGGUUCGAUUGUCUUUUUGGGGUAGUAACUUUCAUUUUUUUUAAAUUUAAAUUGAAGUUAAUUUGCAUUAACAAAAAAAAGUUUUUUUUGUUAAUAAUUGUUCCUUAUAUCUAUUAAAACAUAAAGCAAAAAAAACUAAAGUUUUCGGAAGUAUAAAAAUCCAAAAGAAGGCAUAAUAACGUAUGUAAAAGGUCCAUUUAUUAAUGAUUUUAAAAUCUCGCUAGCGGGCUUGUAAGGCGAAUUUGGCAGUUUUUGAAAAUUGAUUUCUAGUCAACUUUUUACGCUCUUUCACAUAGUACCAUUCAUUUUUAAAAAACGAAUGGACAGUUUGUAACAUUCCCUUGUUAGACAAGACCUUAAGCUUAUAAAGAGUCAUUUUAAGCCUAGGAGAGGUCUUAGGCUUAUAAAAGCGAAUUUUUAGGCUACUACAGGCCGUUACCUAAGCCUAUCUAGUGCUUUAGGCUUAUAAAAGGUAACUUUUAGGCUUGGAGUGUCUUUAGGCUUAUAAAAUUCGCUUUUAGGUCUAUAGAACGUCUUACCUUUAAAAACGUAGGUUUUAGGCUUAAAAACUUAGGUUUCAGGCUUAUAAAUGAUAAUAAGAUUGAUAAUAUGACUGAUAUUCAUUCUUUCAGCAAAGGCAAGAGCAUGAAAGCCGAGAAGGUGGGAACAAAAAAGGAAUGCGAAGAAUAUAAAGAACAGAAUGAACCGAGAUUAAUGCGAAAGAAGAAAUUGAUCGAAGCCGAAAUCCAGACGGUCAUGAACCCAAUUCUGGAUUCAGUUUUUCAAGCCAGAUCUCAACUCAAUUCCAUGAUCAGUACGUUGGGAAAGGUCAAGAAGGAGGUGAAUUUAAAGUUUUUGAAAAUUUGAAGAUUGUUUUUGAUGUGAUUGAGCUUAAAGUGACGUUUUUGGAUUAGAAAUGACAUUUUUUUGCGUUGUUACAUUAAAAAUGGCAUUGGUCAAAAUUUUUCAAAUUUCAGCAAACAGAAGAACUGAACCGAGUCAAAGUGGACCCAAUCAAGGACACCAAGAAGGUAGGAAUAUUAAAUUAAUGAUUUUUAUUUGAUUUUUAAGUUUUUUUUCAAAUUUUUGAGAAAAAAGAUUUUGUUACCUAAAAAAUUUUUUUCUGAUUUUAUUUGGGUUUUUCUAGUUUAAAAAUGGUGAGAAAUGAACUUAAAUGGAUAUUUGAAUAUUAAUUUUGUUUUUUUAAAAAAAAUUUUAUAAUAAUUUUAAGGCAAACAUUUUUUACCUAAAAAAUUUUUUUUUGAAUUUUUGGUAAAUUUUUGUUUAAAAAUAGUCAAAAAUGAAUUAAAAUGGAUGUUUAAAGAGCUUUAUUUUGGUAUUUUUAUAGGAUUUGACAUUAUUUUUGAGCGAAAAAAUUUUGUUACCUAAAAUUUAAAAAAAUUUUUUUUGUUUUUUUGGUUUUAAAACAGUGAAAAAUAAAUUAAAAUGGAUGUUUGAAGAGGAGUUUUGCGUUUUGCAGCUUUUUACGUUACUUUUGGAAAAAAAAAUUGUGACCUAAAAUUUUUUUUCCUAUUUUUUAUUCUUUUUAUCCAGAAUUCUUGCCUUACCCCUACCUUUUCCUCUAUUCUUACUCUACACUACGCUUCCCUUGUUUAUUCUUUUAUUAAAUUCAUCAAUGUCUUUCAGAUCUUCCCCAAAGGCAUCAAACUAGUCCAAAUCGGGUACCCGGACAUGAAACUUCACACGGAAUUGAUCCAAAUCGAGACCACUCAUCGAGGGUAUACUCUCAGCUCCGCCAUCAACUUUGCAUGCCAUCGAAGGAACGUCGAUUUGGACGUGUGGCAGUUGUUGUUUGUUCUAUGUAAAGACUCUUCUGGCCUCUUUUCGGCCGAACUUGGCGCUCCAUUUGAACCCGAAAAUCAUUAUACAGUGCAAAUGAUUCCGGCCAAUCUUACCGUGGUAAGUAAAGAAAGUUCUUGCAAUUUUUUGCUUUGUAAAGAAAAAUCUUGCAAUUUUUUGAUUUGGAAAGAAAGUUCUUGCCAUUUCUUGUAUUGUAAGGAAAGUUAUUGCGUUUUUCUUAUUUUGUAAAUUUUGUAAAGAAAGUUUUUGCAAAAAACCCAAAAAUCCCGUAAAACGUCAUUUCCUAUCAUUGUAAACAAAGUUAUUGCAAAAAGCUUACUUUCUGCACGAACGCCAUUUGUCUUUUUUGCACAGUGCGAAAGCGUGAUCCCGUCCGAUCUGGCAAGUUAAGCAACGGUGCGCUUGAUUAUAAAGAGUUCGAGGAACACUGGGUGGAAACAAAGUUUUUGAGCAUUCUAAAGCAUGUAUGUUAUAAAGUGGCAUUUUUUAUUUUGUAAAGAAAAUUUUUGCCAUUUUUUGUUUUGUAAAGAAAGUUCUUGAUAUUUUAUCUUUUCUAAAGGAAGUUCUUACUGUUUUUUGCUUUGUAAAGAAAGUUUUUGUCAUUUUAAUUCAAAAAAUUUUCUAGAAAUACUUGAACACCCAACUGGAAGUGAUCGACAACGAUUGUCGGUUGUGGAAGAUUUUCGACCAAAAAGGAGAGGAGGGCCAAGGCAUUGGAAGACAAGAUUCAAGACAUUUAUCCAGAUGGCAUUACUCGUCGGUUUUUGUAAACAUUUUGAAGGUUUUUUUGGUAUUCUUGUUGAUAGUUUUGUUAAUAAAUCCGUUUUGGAUGUUGUGGUUGGUUGCAGUGGUAUGUUGUGAUUACAUAUGGUAUUAUUGAGUUGGUGUUUGCUUGUUUUUGGUUAUUGAGUUGGUUUGUUUUUUUUUUUUUUAAGGUUAUUUUAUGGUUUUAAUUUCUUAUUUUUUUUAUUUUUGGUGGUUUUAUGGCCUAAAUUUUCAUUUUUUUGAUAUUAUGUUGUGUAUUUUUUACAUUUAUUAUUAACUUUUUGCUAUUUCAUAUUGAUUUAACGCUUUUAAAAUUAAUUUUCAGGUGA
Molecule: messenger RNA, 3597 nt
Organism: Bursaphelenchus okinawaensis
Lineage: Eukaryota; Metazoa; Nematoda; Chromadorea; Rhabditida; Aphelenchoididae
Source: the annotation of a GenBank genome assembly